Messenger RNA from Mercenaria mercenaria, 4520 nucleotides. RefSeq lists its product as uncharacterized. The transcript has 7 exons. Gene Ontology annotation, biological process: signal transduction. Gene Ontology annotation, molecular function: protein binding. The record is from RefSeq and is a predicted model, not a curated record. The coding region runs from base 119 to 3424 and encodes 1101 amino acids. NCBI's taxonomy places the organism in Eukaryota, Metazoa, Mollusca, Bivalvia, Venerida, Veneridae.
GUAUAAAUAAUUUAGCAUGUUUAAGCGUAUUCGCGGUAGGCCUAUAGCGGCGUUCGUGGAAUCAAAAUCGAAAGUAGAAAUCUAGGCUACAAGGAUUAUGGACAUUUAGGUGUUUACAAUGCCAGAUACUGGGGUUCACGUUGUCAUUGUUGGACAUAACUUAGAGGCAAAAUGUGAUGUUGCAAACGCCUUAACUAAUCAAAGGAAUCUUUUCCGGCCAUUUUCCUGCCGCAGAAAGAUUGUAAUCAAGUCCCGAAGCACCGUCAUUGGGAAGCAUCUCUAUAUAGUAGCGACACCUGAUCUGGGCACACCUUCAUGGGCACAUCUUGAAAAAGAUCUAACAAAAUUUAAAACUAAAGUAUUUCUAUAUGUGCAAGACAAUGACUGUAUUGACAGUGAUGAUGCUGGAUCAGUUGAAAUGUUGCAGAAACGAUUUUCGGAAAAGUCAAAAUCCGUCCCAGUUGUGUGUAUUCAAUACAACACGAAACUUCGAAGGGAUGACAGCUUCAGUUCCCUAGACGGCAGUUUUCGGGAAGACUUCUCUCCGCUUCCCAUUGAGGACCAAGUCAUCAUUAACAAAAGGGAUUCAUUUGCAGACAAAUCUGAAAAAGCACGCAAAAUAAUGAAACUUCUUAUCGACUCGUUAAAAAAGGACAAAAGCAAAUUCGAGGGGAGAAUGGCAGUCGAUGAUAGAAAAAGUUUGAGAGAAAGCAUGAGUGUUUCAUCCAACAGUCAAGAUUCAGAAACCGAUGUUUCAGUCCUUGACUCUGUGACAAUCAGCGAUGGUAUCGAUCGCCCCGAAGAAGAAGAAUUUAGAAGCCUCGAACUCCCUUGUGUUGACAAUAACGACUGGGAUUUAUUCCGGAAAACAUUAAAGUUAGGCAGAGCUAGAUCAAAUCAUGUCCGGGUCAAUAUUGUUGGUAAUCAGGGUGCUGGGAAAACAAGUCUGGUUAAACGACUCCAAGAAAUAGAUAUCAAAUGUCCUGACAACAGUCAAAAACCAACAGAAGGUCUCGAAAUAAACCAGGUAACUACAAGAUGUGCAGAGAGAGAUGGCAUCCGGUAUUGGGAGACCAAAUAUCGUGGGUAUGAACAAGAAUUGAAUCUUCAGAGAAUGGCGUUUGCUCUACAACAUGCUGAAGAUUGUAUUAAUGAACAACAAAGCACAAAACAAGAAAUUGAUACUGAUGCAAUGGCUGAACUUGAAUUGGGAUCGGAAGAAUGUGAAGAAAUAGGCCAGGUUGAGACAAAAUUUCAAUACGAAGAACACGUUGAUAUAAAACAAAAAGAACUGUACUUGCAAAAGGUGAAACGUUGGAAAGAGAACUCUAGGGAAGAAAGAAUGUAUGUUUCUUACUGGGACUUUGCUGGUCAGGCAACAUAUUACUCAACACAUCAAGCCUUCAUGGCACCAUCAGCCGUCUACGUCCUUGUUAUCGAUUUGACUAUGGACUUGAAGGAGAAACUUGUAGAAAACCUCGAAUUCAAAACCGGAAUAUUGAAGCAGUAUACUGUAGAGGAAACUGUGAAGUUUUGGAUAUCGUCUAUAAAGGCCUACACACGAGAUGAACAAGAUGGGCAUGCACCUUUCAUCGUUGUUGGAACACACAAAGAUAAAGUCACAACCGAACAGAUCAAAGAAAAAUUUAGCCAUCUUCGGCAAGUCUUAAGGAAUCUGACACAGAUAGAAUUUGUUGCAAUAGAUAAUACGUGCCCUGCUAAAAGCGACACCCGUCUCAAUGCGCUGAAGAAUAAAAUACUGGAUUUAGGAUUAGGGGUAAUUGACGAAGAAAUACCAGCUCAAUGGAUCAAUCUUGAAUAUAUUGUACUUCAGAAAAAGAAUGCCGGCAAAAGUGUAUUAUCAUUUGCAGAUAUUCAAGACUUUGAUGCCAAGUCAGACAUGCCUAUGCGAGAUCCGGGUAGAAUCGAGGCUUUCCUUGAACAUGAACACAGAAGAGGAUGGCUCAUGCACUUCUGUCAUGUUGAUUUAAAAGAUAUCAUCAUACUUGAUCCAACUUUACUCGCUGGUUAUUUCAAUGUACUGUUACGAAAGCGGCCAAGCUAUGAACUUCCAUCAUCUGGGAUGUGCAAGGACGGAAUAGUACAUAAAGCCUUCAUUCUUGAUGCCGCUGCUCAUGCAUUCAAUAUUCCUAUGUCUGAGGAAAAUCUUACGACUAUUUCAAAGAUUUUGACGCAUCUACAUAUCAUGUACCACUUCGAAGAAGACAAGUACUUCCUCCCGUGCUUGCUUCCACAUCGAGACGACAGAGAAAGUUUAAAAGAUAGCCUUCAUCACGAGAAAGCUCCUACACUUAAGCUAUCAUUUGCAGAUGCUUUCGUACCACCGGCUUUCUUUCAUUUGUUAAUUGCCGCCUUAAACGAAGAGCAAGAACUUAAAGUCUACAAGAAGAAAGAUAUUCCAAGAAUAUACAAUCUUUUCACCUGCUUUUGUUUCCAGAGAGACACUUUGUGGCUCGAAGUAUACUGGCAUGAAUGCUCCAUAUUCUUCGAUCUAAAGAAUUAUUCUACUCAAAAGAAAAUCAACGAGCCCGGUAGCAAUAAAUUGAAAGAGGCAAUGGAUAUCAUUCAAAACAAAAUUGAUCAUAUUCUGAGUGUAUAUAGACAGGACAAUGUUCAAUACAUAAUCGAAAUCGAGUGUCCAAAGCACCGUUCAACGUUUGUCGAUCUACAAAAAGCAAUAGAUGAAGAUGAAGUGAUGUGUACGGAUGCAGAUGAGGUCCAUGCUGUUUCUUGGAGUGAGAUAAGCAAGAUCUUACCUUGGAGCCCGUACUCAUGCGAAGGUAGGCUGGAGAAAAAUCAAAACAGACCAAGUGAUAAAGACCUUGGACGCUUGGCAAGACAUCUUUCACGAGAAAAUGCAACAUCCCUGUCAUCAAAACUCAAACUACCACAGGGUAAUGUCCAAGCUGACAGAGCAAUGAGCGAAUGGGAAAGUAGUUUCGAUAUGCAACGCUUGAGCUUAUUGUGCACAUGGAAGGAAAUGUUUCCUGAAGAAACUGUGGCUACUCUUCUGAAAUUGCUAACGAAAAGGAAAGAUUAUGACAUUAAAACAUUGCAAAAUGUCAUGCAAAAAGAGAUAGAACAUACUGAAGACUACGGUCUCAAUUGCAGUAUGUUGGAUUGUGUGCCUCCUGGAAACAAAGACUUGCUCUUCGCAAGUGACUGCAUAGGCUCAUCGUACACUUUCCUGAUGUUGGAGCUUGGACUUACAUUCCAAGACAUUGAAGUCAAAAGAAUUGAUAACUUGCAUGCAUUACGGGAAACAAUUUUUAAAUUGUUUGAAACAUGGAGACAAAGAUAUGACAAAGAAGCAACGCCGAGAACAUUAUUAGACGCGGCAAAAUUUCUUGGUAUGAACACCGCAGCUAUAGCAUCCAAAUUAAGGGACAGGCCUUGCACUUAAGGGACUUGAAGAUUAUGCGGAAAAGGUGUAUGAGUGAUAACAUUACGACAGGGUAAUAGUGUGACCAGUUAUGCUGUUUAGUAUGAGGCUAACAUACAACUACGGCAUACGUUUCCAAAUUUGACAGAGAGUUUCCUCAAAAGUAAAAUACUGAUUUUAUACAUUGGGUGAGUUUGAAGAAAUAGCACAUAUGUUACAGUUAAAUACGUUUAGUAAUGAAUUUAAAAGGACACAGCAGCUCAGUUUUCUCAAAUGAUAAGCUCUCUUUAACAUGCUUUUUCGAUUAGGCGAGAUUUCAAAAUAUCAGUAAAUAGAUGACAUUUAUUGAAUAAAUUUUUUCGAUGCUUGUUUGAUAUUCGAACGUAUUGAGAUUUUUUUUUUCACAGAGACAUGUUAUGCACAACCAUUAGAUGUACUGAUGCGUUACAAGAUGUCGCCGCUAUUUUGCUUUUAUCAUCAUUUUUUUUACUGUAAUUCGUUCGAUUGCGGAAACCUUACAUUUAAUGUAUAAAGUUAUUAUCUGAAAGUAUGGCUAAUGUUAAAACACAUACUACCAGCCUAAUAUUAGUUGGUUAAAUGUUUUACUUCAUGCACAAAUAAAUAAAUUUCGUCUAUCAACUGGAAGUUGCAUAUUUGAGAAGUUUAUUGAAAUAAGAUUAAUCUGUAUUUAUACUUUAAAUGAUAACGUUACUUUAUCAAGUAAAGGGAGGCAAUUAGAUUUUAUUUCGAAUAGCUAGAUUUGCGCUAUUUCUGGAGACAUUAUAAUUAUACGUAUCGGAACGUUUUCAAUCAUUUAGUUAAAAUUCAACGGUGUGUAAAGAAAACUACCAACUCCUAAUCUGGCAAUGAUGGGAAGUGUGUAUGUUAAGAACAUAAACUAAUCUCUAAAAGACAAUAUGACAAUUGAUACAUAUGUACAUAAGCAUGAUUUUAUCAUUUUGUAUUGGUUUGUUUAUUGAUGUAGUUUUUCUUUUUUUGCUGUUUUUUUUUUCUGUUUGAGGGUGGGUGUAGGCGAUAAAUUGCAUGUAUCUUACAAUAUGUGUCGUGUAGUUUUAUAAGGAUGUAUGAACACUUGAAGUAAAGCGAGAUAUCUGUA